Molecule: messenger RNA, 740 nt
Organism: Ornithodoros turicata
Lineage: Eukaryota; Metazoa; Arthropoda; Arachnida; Ixodida; Argasidae
Gene: Ufc1
Product: ubiquitin-fold modifier-conjugating enzyme 1
Exons: 5
Coding region: 194-700 (168 amino acids)
Biological process (GO): protein K69-linked ufmylation
Cellular component (GO): cytoplasm
Molecular function (GO): UFM1 conjugating enzyme activity
Source: RefSeq, a predicted model, not a curated record
CCGGCAACAUUGUGCAGAGCUAGGUGGCAAAAGAUGUCUGCUCGCAUUUGCUAAUGUGAUUGUUUGGUAGUAUCACGUUACGUAUGGUAAAGUUGUUGUAUGAAACACUGAACUGCAGGCUGCUUUAGUUCGCGAUUAGGGAUAUUGUAUUGUGUACUUGAGAAGUCAAUUCAAUUUCGCGGGCACAGAAGCCAUGGUUGACGACGCCACAAGGAAAACUCUAAGCAAUAUCCCUCUACUAAAAACGAAAGCAGGGCCGAGAGAUAAAGAUCUGUGGCCAACCAGACUAAAGGAAGAAUACCAGGCCCUUAUACAGUAUGUACAGAAUAACAAGGAAAAUGACAAUGACUGGUUCAGGCUCGAGUCCAACAAGGAUGGGACCAAGUGGUUUGGGAAGUGCUGGUACAUCCACGAGCUCCUCAAAUAUGAGUUUGAAGUGGAAUUUGAUAUUCCAGUUACAUACCCCACAACAGCACCUGAGCUAGCUCUCCCCUCUUUAGAUGGAAAGACUGCAAAGAUGUACAGGGGCGGGAAAAUAUGUUUAACGGACCACUUCAAACCUCUUUGGGCAAGAAACAUUCCCAAAUUUGGUAUUGCACAUGCCAUGGCUCUGGGGCUGGGUCCGUGGCUCGCAGUAGAAAUUCCAGACCUAAUACAGAAGGGAAUCUUGAAACAUAAAGAUGAGCUUCCUGCAAAGUAGCAGAUAUAUGAACGCUUAUAAAGUGAACAUUAUUUUGAAA